UGAAUACAACUAUGGCAAAGUCUAAAAGAAAUUUUAAAAAUGGAACCCAAGAAAAACGAGAACAUUUUCCUCGAAAAGCAAGAGAGAAGUCUUUAAUUAACCUUGAGCAAAUAGCAGUGGUUAUGGAUGUUCUUGAAGAAAUGUCUGAAGUUGAAAAUGAGAAAACCAACACGGGAAAUAAGAAGCAAAGAAGAAUUACCAAUAGCUGCAGACAAGUUGAAAGUAGCUCGGAAAGAAAAGAUACCGGUACCGGUAGUGUUAAACACAAAAAGAGCAAGAAGCCGCCUCUGUUGCCAAAAACUAAUGGCUUGUCCCAUUUUAUGGAGCUGGGAGCGAGAACUGACCUUAUCGACUCUCACUCGUCCGAUCCUCUCGGACCAGACAGUUUUGACAACUUUCAAUGGGUUGAAGUGAAACAAGAAUUGCCAGAUGAUAUCGAGGUUUGCAAAAUCACCUAUACAGAACUUCCAUUAAAAAUACAUCACCUCCAAUCUCAUCUUCCGAAUGAUGAGGUCAAUGUGACUAAUGAUGUUGCAUCAGUUAGUAAAGAGAAGAAUAAAGAUGUUCCUAUUGAAGAAUACACAUGUGAUGUGCCUUCUAAAAAUAAGAAUAAUGUAUCGUCAGAAGUCCAAGAAGAGCAAUGUUCAGAACCAGAUAUCAAUUGUGAUGAAGUGUCCGAAGAGCAUGACGUUUUGGGAAUUUCACUGAACGAUGAUAAUACUAAUGGUAGUUCUUCGGAAGACGAAAGCUUGACUGAAAAAUGUGAACCUGAAAAUAUAGAGGAGAUCCAACCACGAAAGAAAAGGAAAAAGUACCUACAACAGUGUGAUAUUUGUAGUAAAAAACUGCAUUCAAAAGGUAACCUUCGCCUUCACAAACUUAAGGUACACAAAGUGAAAGUCCAGUUCUCUUGUGAGUUGUGUCCUAUCAAGUUCGACUUUCACCGAGAGGCCGUGCAACAUCGCAACUCUGUACAUAGAGGCGAGGACGGACGCUUUGGCUGUGAUGUGUGCAGUAAACGUAUCACAGACUAUCACCUGUAUCUGACCCACGUCAGGUCACACACGGAUUGCGGCAACACUGUGACAGAUGGUAAUGGUUUACACACAGAUGACUUGAGGGGAAGACUGAAGAGUCAAGAUAAGAACUUCAUCUGUGACACAUGUGGUCGUAGGUUCGCCUUCAGCUGUUUGUUGCGUGAUCACAUCAACACUCACACCGGCGUCAAACCUUACCUCUGUCAGGAGUGUGGUAAGGCGUUUUGUCAAAAGUCCACGUUGAAGCAGCACACAAAGACACACAACGAGGUUCGGCCCUUUCAGUGUGCGGAGUGUCCGCAGGGCUUCUACUCCAAGGGGGACUUUGUCAAACACCAACGUACACAUACUGGCGAGCGGCCGUACGUGUGCGAGGUUUGUGGAGAAGGAUUCUCGCGCAGCUCUCAUCUGGUGAUCCAUCGACGAACGCACACUGGAGAAAGACCUCACGUGUGUGAUGUUUGUGGACGAGGGUUCGCCAAGCGAGGAGAUGUCGUCCGUCACCAUCGAGUACACACGGGAGAACUCCCAUACCUCUGUCAGGUCUGUGGUAAAGCGUUCCGACAGUCGACCCAGUGCGCCAACCACAUCAAGAGCCAACACCCAGACUCGCCUGCGCCCGUGGCUCGUAACCCUAACCCGCUGGUGCAUGUACACCUGUCGUAACUAACUGUUUAUCGAAAAACUGAUAUUUUUGGGCAAGUUUCAAAUCAAGACCUUUCAAUCAAGUAUGCAGUUGUUAGGUGUACGGCUUGCAGUUUUCUCAAAAGUUCAAAACUUUCCUGGCUUUGUGUGAUUUGCUAUUGCAACAACAAAGUAAUUUAUUUAUAAUCAUCAAUUCCAAAGAGUCCAUUGUUUGGUGUUUUCUAAAUUGAAAUUGUAUAGUCUUUCAUUAUCAUAGUACUAAAUUUUUUAGAAAUUACUUUGAUUAAAAUUUGGUUUCUAUUAUUAAGUUAUUUGUAAAUCCGUCCGUUGUA
Messenger RNA from Macrosteles quadrilineatus (aster leafhopper), 2014 nucleotides. RefSeq names its product histone-lysine N-methyltransferase PRDM9-like. The coding region runs from base 12 to 1703 and encodes 563 amino acids. The transcript is spliced from 11 exons. The record is from RefSeq and is a predicted model, not a curated record. Gene Ontology annotation, cellular component: nucleus. NCBI's taxonomy places the organism in Eukaryota, Metazoa, Arthropoda, Insecta, Hemiptera, Cicadellidae.